This is a messenger RNA of Suillus subaureus, 603 nucleotides long. RefSeq lists its product as uncharacterized. The record is from RefSeq and is a predicted model, not a curated record. The transcript has a single exon. Bases 1 to 603 code for a protein of 200 amino acids. Lineage: Eukaryota; Fungi; Basidiomycota; Agaricomycetes; Boletales; Suillaceae.
AUGUCCUUUAGAUCGGGACGUACACAUCCUCGGCCGUUACUUAGAAAGCAAUGCACUUGCCGGCAUCAUGUCUCAAAGCGGGCUUGUCGCAAUGUGGAAUUGCACACCACUCCUUCCCGAUGUCCUGCUGUCAAGAUUGCUAUCUGCACUUGGCCUGCGCUUCUCAUAGAGCUGAUCCCAGUUUCUUCUGGCUUGCCUGGAUUCGUGCCAUCGGUAAAUGCGAGUUCACACGAGGUUGUCCGAAAGCGCUCACAAAACGCUCGUGUGCGUAUACUUUAUACACCUGAGACGCAGCCAACAAAGUGCUAUUGGCAGAUGUGGCACGUCCGGCAUAGCGUCAUCGAUGGACUUCUCGAUCAUGUAGAUUCAUGUCUGGCUAUCGGUAAUGAAUUUCAACACGGGAGGGAGCCCUUUGUGUUCGAAGAAGCCAAUGAUGAUUUCCACUUGCGCUUUUCAUCCUUCCCUUCCAUAGACACUGGAUCCACAGAUCACCGUAUACUCGAUUUCAUCCUCAAAAAUUCCCUAUCAAACCCGAAAGUUAAACAUGUAGUCGCACCUUCAGAGCCCCUCAAUUCUCACCCGCAGCCUUCUUCCGUGCCAUAG